Messenger RNA from [Torrubiella] hemipterigena, 921 nucleotides. The record is from the annotation of a GenBank genome assembly. Lineage: Eukaryota; Fungi; Ascomycota; Sordariomycetes; Hypocreales; Clavicipitaceae.
AUGGCAGACAAGGCAACGCAGAGGAUCCAGGCCAUUGGCGGCCAGCUCAGCCAGACUGGUCUGCCCGCCAUCCGCCGCGUAGCGUCCGGUGCCAACGUCCCACGUGUGCAGGGCAAGGUCAUUAUCAUCACAGGUGCCAACUCGGCCAUGGGCAUUGGACGCGCCACUGCUCACCAGUACGCCGACAACGGCGCCCGCGCCAUCUACAUUUGUGACUUUGACGCAUCCAACCUCGAAAAGCACAAGAGGGAGAUCAACAGCGCCUACCCGUCUGUCGAUGUGCACGUCCGCAAGUUCGAUGCCUCCAACGAGGAGCAUGUCAAGCAGGUUGUUGACGACGCCAUGAAGCGCUACAAGCGCCUCGACGUCUUUUUUGCGAAUGCCGGUGUUGCAGGCAAGCCCUCGCUCUUCACUGACUUUGACGCCGCCGAGUUCAUGCACAUUAUGAAGGUCAACUCGCUCAGCGUCUUUCUUGCUGCCAAGUACGCCGCCCCUGCCAUGAUGGAGACUAGCGACGACAAGCCCGAGGCCAGCGGCAGCAUCAUCGGCACCGCGUCCGUAGCCGGUAUCCGCUCCAACGCUGGCUCGACACCCUACUCGGCUUCCAAGGCAGCCGUUGUAUCGCUCGCUCAGACUGUGUCUUACCAGCUUGCGGGAACUGGAGUCCGUAUCAACGCCAUCUGCCCCGGCUUGAUUGAGACCGGCAUGACUGAACAGGUUUACACCUCUGCCCGCGCCAGAGGCACCGAGAAGAAGAUUGGUCAGCUGAACCCGUUGCGCCGUGGUGGCCAUGCUGAUGAGAUUGCCCGUGUCGCCCUCUUCCUCGGCAGCGAUGAGAGCAGCUACGUCAACGGUCAGGCCUGGGCCGUGGAUGGUGGUCUGAGUGCUGGCCACCCUGUUGUCCAGGGUAAGAUUGGUUAG